AUGGUGAAGAUAUUAAUGGAUCUGAGGAGAAAUAUUAACUUGGUUAUUUUGUUGGUUUUGUUGGGCCAUGCAAAGGGAGAAAAUGUUGUGUUCAAUGUGAAACACAAAUUUGGUGGGCGUGGAGGCUUGGGUUUGAAAGACCUCAAAGCCCACGAUGUUCAUCGUCAUGGUAGAAUGCUCGGUGCAGCCGAUUUUCAAUUAGGCGGCAAUGGCAGUCCUACCAGUGCAGCGUUAUAUUUCACUAAGCUUUCAAUUGGAACACCUUCCAAGGACUACCAUGUUCAGGUUGAUACUGGAAGUGACCUUUUAUGGCUAAAUUGUGCGGGAUGUGACAAAUGCCCUACAACAAGCAAACUCGGGAUAGAGAUGGCACAAUAUAACUUACAAGCGUCAACGAGUGGGAAAUCUGUUACCUGUGAUCAAGAUGUUUGUGCUACAAUGUUUGAAGCAACUAGCUCAGACUGCAAGGUGGGAAAACCCUGUGAAUAUAUGGUUACUUACGGAGAUGGAAGCACAACCGGAGGAUACUUUGUAAAAGAUAACAUUUACUUAGAUCAAGUCUCUAGAGACAAUAACACAUCACCCCUCCAAGGAAAUGUAGCAUUUGGGUGCUCAUCUAAACAAUCUGGAGACCUAGGUACAUCUACUAAUGCAGUUGAUGGGAUAAUUGGUUUUGGAGCAGCAAACACGUCCGUCAUCUCACAGUUAGCUGCUGCUGGAACUGUCAAAAGAGUAUUUUCACAUUGCCUUGAUGGAGUUAGUGGAGGUGGUAUAUUUGCUAUUGGACAAGUAGUUGAACCAAAAGUAAACUCAACCCCAUUACUCCCAAAUCGGCCACAUUAUACUAUUUCUCUCAAGGAUAUUGAGGUUGAUGGUGAAGUUUUAAACAUUCCGACUUCCAUAUUUGAGUCGAAGUCUAGUAAAACAGCAGUAAUUGACAGUGGAACAACUUUAGUAUAUCUUCCAAGCAAGGUCUAUAAUGCUCUCAUGAACAAGCUUAUGGCAAAACAACCAGAGUUGAAGACUCAUCAUCAUGAGGGUAGCUUCGAGUGCUUUACAUACAGUGGAAAUGUUGACGAUGGUUUCCCCGCUGUAUCAUUUAAGUUUAUGGAAAAUCUUACUUUGACAGCCUAUCCCCAUGAUUAUCUUUUCAAACUUCAUGACGAUGACUGGUGUAUCGGUUGGCAAGAGGGAAUGAAGGGAAAGGAUGGAGAUGAACUUUAUCUGUUAGGAGAUCUUGUGUUAUCAAACAAGCUUGUUUUAUAUGAUCUUGAAAAAAAGACGCUUGGUUGGACUCAAUAUGACUGUUCUUCCAACAUUAAGGUGAAAGAUGAUAACUCUGAAAAUGUGUAUACAGUGGGAGCUCAUAAGAUUUCAUCAGCAUCUACAACUGCUUUUACAUUAUUCUUCUCACUUAUCUCUUUCCUAUGCUAUUUCUUCAACUAAUCCAUCAUGUACCAUAAUUA
Solanum verrucosum is the source of this 1466-nucleotide messenger RNA. RefSeq names its product aspartic proteinase 36-like. Gene Ontology annotation, biological process: proteolysis. Gene Ontology annotation, molecular function: aspartic-type endopeptidase activity. Lineage: Eukaryota; Viridiplantae; Streptophyta; Magnoliopsida; Solanales; Solanaceae. The transcript is spliced from 10 exons. The record is from RefSeq and is a predicted model, not a curated record. The coding region runs from base 1 to 1446 and encodes 481 amino acids.